Molecule: messenger RNA, 1200 nt
Organism: Saitoella complicata NRRL Y-17804
Lineage: Eukaryota; Fungi; Ascomycota; Saitoellomycetes; Saitoellales; Saitoellaceae
Product: RAI1-domain-containing protein
Exons: 1
Coding region: 1-1200 (399 amino acids)
Biological process (GO): nuclear-transcribed mRNA catabolic process; NAD-cap decapping
Cellular component (GO): cytosol; nucleus
Molecular function (GO): mRNA 5'-diphosphatase activity
Source: RefSeq, a predicted model, not a curated record
AUGUCAUCCGAACCUCCAAUGAAACGUCCUCGAACCAUCACUAGCGAGUUGUCGUUCGCGCUCGAGCCGAUAGCGAGGUGGCGAGGCAAGCCGGCUCCGAUGCGACAACCGAAGGAGAUCGCGUCGUUUAGCUACGAUGACAAAAGAGUACAGCAUCACGAUGAUAGUGGACUGAAGUAUUACUGGCCUCCUGCGCUGGGACAACACCUGGGGAAUGGGUUCAAGGAGCUCGUGAAGCAUGACGACUCAGUCGACGAACAUCUGGAUUCACUUCUGGCCGCCUUGAUCCACCAUGAGACGACACCGCCAGUACCUGUCUCAAUCGAGGAGGAUAAUACAGCUGCUGAACCACCAAAGGUCCUGCCAGCCAUCGAUUUUGUUACCUGGAGAGGCAUGGCGACCAAACUCCUUUGCACACCCUUCUCCAGUGACCCCUGGUCCAUGAACGCAGUCCGCCUCAACGAUACAAUCUACAUCGAAGAGCACAAACAACCCCCGCGGCCUAUGGAUGAACGUGGCGAACUCUUCUCAUACAUGGGCUACAAAUUUGAGGCAUUGAGUACCCUGCGACGACCAUUUGGUGAAGUGGAGAGAAAGGAGAUCGAGGAGAGGGAUAAAGAGGUUGUUAACAAUAUCGAGCAGUAUUGUUCGAUUGUGAAGACCAGCAUUGGAGGUUCGAGGCUGGUGUUGGGUGGGGAGGUUGAUUGCGUGUAUGACUACAAACCGGAGGAUGGGGAGAAUCCUUCGUCGCAUUAUUGCGAGCUGAAGACAAACAAGCUGAUCAACACAGACCGUGACCGGACCUCGUUCGAGCGCUACAAGUUGCUCAAGUUCUGGGCUCAGUCCUUCUUGCUAGGCGUACCAAAGGUAAUCGUUGGCUACCGCACCAACGACGGGAUCCUCGCCCACAUCGAAGAACUCGACACCCAGAAAAUCCCCUCAAUGGUCAAGAAAAACAAUCCACAAGGUCCACCGUGGGAUGCCAGUGCAGCGAUCAAUUUCAUGGCAGGAUUACUGGAGUGGUUGAAGACCGCAAUUCCAGAAGGAGAAGGUAUGUGGCGGAUGGAGUAUGCGGGGACGGGGAAGAGGGUGGUUGAGGUUAAGAGGGUCGAGUUGGGCGGGUAUGGGUUUUUGACGGAGGAGUUUGUGGAGCAUGUCAUGACAAAACACGCAAAUGCGCAGGAGGAACCUAAACCAUGA